Messenger RNA from Rosa rugosa (rugosa rose), 1657 nucleotides. RefSeq names its product protein POOR HOMOLOGOUS SYNAPSIS 1. NCBI's taxonomy places the organism in Eukaryota, Viridiplantae, Streptophyta, Magnoliopsida, Rosales, Rosaceae. The transcript is spliced from 7 exons. Bases 58 to 1158 code for a protein of 366 amino acids. The record is from RefSeq and is a predicted model, not a curated record.
UUUUCAAACACGUUUCGUUUCUCCAAAAAUCCAGACAAGCACAGAGGCUGAAAAAAAAUGGCGGGCACUCUGGCUUUGAUACCAAGCAAUCCGCCGGUGACGUCAUCGUCUCUGAGCUCCAUCCGAGAGCGGUGGGAGGUCGAGUUCGCUCGCUUCUUCGGCUACCCUCCGCUCACCUCCACGUGUCCAGAUCUCGUCCCUCUGCCUAUGAAGGUCAGGAAUCGACGGCCGGUCGGUAACUGGAUCUCCGCCGCCUCCGCCGCCAUGCUUCAACUCAUUUAUGACCACUCCAGCUCCGACGUCAUCCUCACCGUCUGCUCCAGCGGCAAGAUCAUGGAGGAGCACUACGUGUCGAAGCUACUCUUUGCCUGGCCUCAGGUUGCAUGCAUGUCUGGAUAUCCUGCCAGGGGCAGUAGAGCCAUCUUUGCCAGCUACAGAGAUUCUUUGGGCCAGAUCCAGAAAUUUGCUUUUCGAUUUUUGUCAGUCAAUGAAGCAGAGAAGUUCAUAACUCUUAUGAAGGAGAUUUUCAAGGAAGGGAGGGAUAUUCAACCUCUUAAUACUGACUAUGGAUCUGAAAUUUCAUCACAAUCUGAGUUCAUGUCUUCUGAUAUACCUCUAAACAGAACUUCCAAGGACUUGGUUGUCAUGACUCCUGUUCACAGUCAUUCUCCUCAAAUAUCACCAAGCUUAAUGACGGCUUAUACUCCUCAAAUGUCACCAAGCUUAAUGAAGGAUUAUACACCUCAAAUGUCACCAACCUGGAAACAUGAAGCAGCUCAACACAGACAAACUCGGCACAUGUCACCUAUUCAGAACUUUCAGAGCAACUUUGCUGCCUUUCCUCCUAGUUUCACCUCAUUAGUGUCCAACUGUCAACCUCUGGUUGAACAAGCUCCAGCACAAUCAACUGCAUCAAAGGAAGUCGAUCUCAAGGCCCUAAUUGCGAGAUGUAUGGAAGACUCUUCCUUCCAAGGUAACUUCGAUUUGUUUCUAUUUAUUUCUUUUGUGAUGAAUCCAUGUAAGGUAUCUUAUGUUAUGCAAACUAACAACUUGUUCGAUAUAACUAUACCUACGCCAGCUGUGAGCCAUAUCUGUUUUUGUUCCAUCUCCAAUCGCAAACACCUUCGAAAUUGCAUAUUCAAGGUUGAUUGUUCCUAAAUGUAGAUUCUAACUUGAGUUUGAUGUGUCUAGUGUUUAUUUCCACACUAACAAUAUGAAGAACACCAUGUUCAUAAGCUGCUAAUAUUAUUGGUAAGAGUUUAUUUCCACUAUUACUUAAAAUGAAAAUUUGUUUCUUCCCUCCAGAUAUAUUGGGGCAAGUUGAGACAGUUAUGGGCGAAAUGGGGGCUGAUUUGAAGCUGUAGUUGUCAUGUACCUGUAUCAUCUACGGUGGUCCACAUCACUUCUAUCGUUCCAACUUCCCAGCCAUGAGCUAGUCUCAGCCACCUACAUCCCAUAACAUGUUCAUCCUGAAUUGUUCCCCAUCUCUCUUAUUUCAAAUGUUAUACUUGAGUAGUUAAGUUCCUUGUUAGGGUUUUAUAGCUAAGUGGACUACUAGGGAUUUAUAGCUCUGUCUCGAAAAUGGUACAUUGUCUAACCAUUUUGUUCUAUCGUAAUAGAAAUUUACCAUAGAAAAACAAAUCAAAUUAUAAUAUUA